Molecule: messenger RNA, 1097 nt
Organism: Pseudomassariella vexata
Lineage: Eukaryota; Fungi; Ascomycota; Sordariomycetes; Amphisphaeriales; Pseudomassariaceae
Product: Glyoxalase/Bleomycin resistance protein/Dihydroxybiphenyl dioxygenase
Exons: 2
Coding region: 175-729 (184 amino acids)
Source: RefSeq, a predicted model, not a curated record
GUUCACAAACAAAUAAUUUUCAAUUGAUUCAUUUACCCGGGAGACCUCGAGCAUUAACCUUGGCUCAGUCCCCGACGUUACCCCGCACUCUGGUUCACAACAGACAAGGUCUCACCUCCUUCACUCCCCUUGCAGCAUCAUCUCACACAUUCGGAGACCUUUCCCGCAACCAGUAUGUUAUCGACCAUGAGAGUCGGCCUCAAAAGUUGUACGCCCUGUCUAGCUACUCGGACUAUACUCCGCUCCCCAACCCCAAUCCGCCAUCGCAGCAUAUCCAGCCUAGCCAAAGUCCGCUCGCUGGAUCACCUCGUUCUUACCGUCAAAGACCUCUCCCAGACCAUCAAGUUCUACGAGUCCGUACUCGGCAUGAAGCACACCUCCUUCAUAUCUGGUGGACUAGAGCGGCACGCCCUGGUCUUCGGACAGCAGAAAAUCAACCUCCACAUCAGCGGGCAGGAGUUCGAGCCAAAGGCCCAGAUAGCUCAGCCGGGAUCGGCGGACUUAUGUUUCUUGGUCGAGGAUGAUGUUGAGCAUGUGGCUAAGCGAUUGUAUGAUCGUAGGAUUGAGGUUUUGGAGGGGGGUGGGGUGGUCUAUCGGACAGGGGCUCGGGCUGGACUGAGUAGUUUGUAUAUUCGAGAUCCGGAUGGGAAUCUGGUCGAGCUUUCGAAUGAGGUUGGGAACUCGCCGGGAUUUAUCCCUGAGGAUGCGCCGGUGCCGACGCCCUCCUAGAGACCCUUAUCCAGCUGGGGUUUGUGGACCAAUGUCUUCGUGUGGUUGGUUGGGGAUACAUAAUGCGAUCUAGAGAACGUUUGUUAAAAGGACGUGAUAAUGGAAUAUGACCGUUGGAAGACCAAUUUCCAUAGAUAUGGGCAACUUGAAGGUUUGUACCAUUCGAUACACCCCUUCACUUAUGUAUCGCAUAUACACGAUGGGGCUUGUUGGCAAAAUGUAAUUUCAACUUAUUGUAGACAUCAUAUGACGAAUCACUCGUCUGAGGUAUCACCUGCAACCAAAGUCCCCUUAACAACAUAUAUCCGCCGAGGCAUCUGAUAAUAUCCAAACAUUUAUGAGUGGGUCCGUUAAAUGACAAAUAAUAC